Messenger RNA from Periconia digitata, 879 nucleotides. The record is from the annotation of a GenBank genome assembly. Lineage: Eukaryota; Fungi; Ascomycota; Dothideomycetes; Pleosporales; Periconiaceae.
AACCCGCCCUCGCCCCCCUCACCACCGUCCUCCAUCCACCAUCAGCGCCGCCAUCCACUCCAUCACCACCACCACCGCCAACCAUCGCCAUCGUCACCUCACCGCUGUCCAGUCACCAUGUCUGGCGCCAAGGUGCCCGCGACAAAGUCCAAGGUCGUCGUCCUCAGCCUGUCGCCCGUGAAACUCACCCAGUUCCCUCACGAGCCGCCAUCCAAACCAGCCUCCGACUCAUCAAAGACCUCGUCGUCUCCUGAGACCUCCACCACCCUUCCUGUCGAGCCCACUCCUGCCGACACCCCCGACGCCUCGUCGACUCCUGUUCCCGGUGCAGACAAUGGCCUGCUCGCUCCGCCAGGCGCCAACAACAGUGCGAAGAAGAAGGGUGCUGCUGCGCCAAAGGCCGGCACCAAGAGGAGUGCGGCGGCUAUAGAUGGCGUGCCAAAACCGCGCGGCAAACCAGGACCCAAGAAGAAGCAGAAGCUCGGCGACAUGAUCAACGACCCCAACCACAAAGGCCCCUACGCCAUACCUGCCCCCAUCAAGCUCGGCCCCAAAGCCAACAUGGGCGCCAUCAACGCCGGCCUCCGCGCGCUCGAUCGCACAGGCAAGCCGUGCCGUAAAUGGGAGAAGAAGGGCUUCCAGGUCCGCAGCUUCACUGGCGUCGCUUGGGACGUUCCUACAUGGCGCGCUCCUAAGAAGGCAGCCAUCUUCGCCGAAGACGUCAAGAGCGAUUCGGCCGGUUCUACAGAUGACAAGCCCAAGGAUGAGAGCAGUGCCAUCAGCGAGAAGAGCGGUGCACUGCUUGAUGCUGGCACACCUGUGCCGCCGCCAUUGAACGGUCUGGCCAGCUCACCGGCUCCCGUUGCUGCUGCGUCUUAG